CCAAACCAAACAUCAACCCGAUCAUACCAACCUUGACACCCAAAUCACAAGAGAUGGCUCUGAAGAGGGAGCGCCCGAAUUCCCCAAACCGUGCACAAGAGAUAUUCCGCUCGACAUCCAUAAAAGAACAAACAUCUACAUUCAUCGGCGCAUACUCUCCAACACUCUCCGCCAAAGCCCUCCAAUCCCUCCCAGAAUUCAGAACCGCAACCCACAAAAUCGCAGCAUGGAGAAAGCCCUCACGUCAAAAGUCCCUAAUGCCGGAUUCCAAAGUUUUGUAUGAUCUGGGCCACGACGACGACGGUGAAAAGUGGGCUGGGGGCCGUUUACAAAACGUGCUUGUAGACACGCAAGCCGAAGGCGUCGUUGUCGUAGCGCGCUGGUACGGUGGCCAGAACAUCGGCCCUGUUCGCUUCACGCACAUGGAAAAUUGCGCCAAAGAAGCAAUCUGGAAGUGGAAAGUUGCCGAUACGGCCGCACAGGAGGAACAAGCAGCCAAGAAACAAAAGGUCAAUGAUGAAGCGGUGCGGAAAGAGUUGGAGACGAACUUGAGAGAGCGAGAUUACAAUAUAUUUGCGUUGAGGAAGUUGCUGGCGGAGAAGAAGGCGAGGUUGAAUGAUGAGGAGCUGGCGCCGCCGACGCCGCAGAAACCGCAGGAUUAUACGCGCAUGGGGUUGGAUGCGCUGAGGAGGAUGGACAAGGCGAGGGAUGCGACGAUUGCGUUUAUUUUGAAGCAGAUUGAUAAGGUGGAAGAGGAGCUGAAGCUUGUGGAGGCUUUAGAUGGGGGCGGGGUGGGCAGCGAGCGCGGAGAGGAGUAGUUCGUUUGCGGCGCUGAUUUGGGGGAGGCGCUGCGUGGCGCCUGGUGGGGUGGGCAUUGCGCGGGACAUGGUGGUGGUAAAGAGGUAUGUGUAUCAGACGGGAGCGAGGAAAGAUAGGUGGAUGAGCAGACGCGGGUACAAAUACGCCAGCGUUUUGGUCUGUGCGAGACUCAGUGGAGUGUCAAUCUUUUUGGUUCUUCGCCGCUGCGACGCGAUGUGAAGCUGCUGCAGGGAAGCGGUUUCCCCGCUUCCUAUGAUUCGACCACCAUGUUCGGAUCACGUACGCUGGUUGGCGCUAUGAGAUAUUCAGCCCCGUUGUUCGUGCAUGGGAGCUCCCUUGGCUUCUUUGGGCACCGGUUUGCAUGCUGUUGAUGUGU
Messenger RNA from Dothidotthia symphoricarpi CBS 119687, 1195 nucleotides. RefSeq lists its product as uncharacterized. The record is from RefSeq and is a predicted model, not a curated record. Gene Ontology annotation, biological process: regulation of translational initiation. NCBI's taxonomy places the organism in Eukaryota, Fungi, Ascomycota, Dothideomycetes, Pleosporales, Dothidotthiaceae. The transcript has 2 exons. Gene Ontology annotation, cellular component: cytoplasm. Bases 54 to 818 code for a protein of 254 amino acids.